CCGCAACCAAGCUAUUCCCCGGGGAUCCGUCCGAUGUGAUGGUGAUCCGCGACGUCACCGACCAGAUCACCACCUUCAGCGUCCCCUUUGCCCGCUUCGGCCUCUUGCGCUUUGGGGGUAGAGGUACCCUAGGUCAGUCCAGCCCUCUGCUCGCGUAGUUGGAGGCUCCAUUGCUUCGGGACACGUCUAAUCUUGCGCAGUCAGAAUGGCCAGCGGCUCGCUAGUGAUCGUCUCUCCCGUCGCGCUCACCCCCAGGGUCCAUGACAUCAUCACCAAACAUGGGGGCAAGGUGGAUUACAUUGUGGCCCCGGACCUGGAGCAUCAUAUCUUCCUGUCUGCCUGGAAGAGCGCCUUCCCGGGCGCCUCGAUCAUUGCCCCCGAAGGCCUCUACGAGAAACGCCAGAAGUCCCCCGAGUACCAAAGCGACCCCUUCGAGUACGUCUACACCAAGGAGAACAAGCACUCGCUUCGCAUCGCAGGGGACUUCCACUCCGAGUUCGAGGUCGAAUACGUCGACGGGCACAGCAACCGGGAGAUCGUCCUCUGGCACAAGCCGACGCGAACCGUCAUCGAGGCCGAUCUGGUGUUCAACCUGCCCGCCACGGAGCAGUACUCCCAGUCCGGGGAGUCCCCGACAGCUGGCCUGCUGAACCGUCUCUUCAUGCCGCUGAUCACGGCCACCCCGUCGACCUGGCACGAACGCUUCGCGUGGCAUGUGCUGUCCUCUCAAGAUCGCGAUUCCUUCACCGAGUCACUCGGGCGGAUCAAGGAGUGGGAUUUCAGCCGUAUCAUUCCCUGUCAUGGGGAUGUCAUCGAGGAUGGCGCCAAGGAGGUGUUUACCCGCAUCUUUGCCAGGUUCUGGAACCGAUGAUGGGUGAUCGAAUACGGUGAUUCUCAGGGAGGUGAAUUUCCGCCGGUCCCCGACAGUGUAUAUAUAUAUAUCUACUACCACUUUUGUACUAUUAGUAAUUUAGAGUCGUCAUAGUAAUCAACUGUUCG
This is a messenger RNA of Aspergillus heteromorphus CBS 117.55, 999 nucleotides long. RefSeq lists its product as uncharacterized. The transcript has a single exon. NCBI's taxonomy places the organism in Eukaryota, Fungi, Ascomycota, Eurotiomycetes, Eurotiales, Aspergillaceae. The record is from RefSeq and is a predicted model, not a curated record. Bases 206 to 871 code for a protein of 221 amino acids.